This is a messenger RNA of Myotis lucifugus (little brown bat), 3446 nucleotides long. RefSeq names its product gasdermin-C-like. The transcript has 16 exons. NCBI's taxonomy places the organism in Eukaryota, Metazoa, Chordata, Mammalia, Chiroptera, Vespertilionidae. The coding region runs from base 292 to 2019 and encodes 575 amino acids. The record is from RefSeq and is a predicted model, not a curated record. Gene Ontology annotation, molecular function: phosphatidylserine binding; phosphatidylinositol-4,5-bisphosphate binding; phosphatidylinositol-4-phosphate binding. Gene Ontology annotation, biological process: defense response to bacterium; pyroptotic inflammatory response.
GCCCGACUUCACUCUGUAGCCUCGGCUGAGAAGGACUUGAGAGGUAAGACCGUGAUCCAGAGCUCAGCCCCAGACCUGGUCAGGAGGAGGCGAGGGCCUCAUCUGCUGCUUGUUACAGGAUAUUGCUCUGGAACUUGAGUCGGGGACCUGCUGGUGGGAAGAAAACACUACGAGCAGAGUUGCACUUCUCUGUUCUCUGGAUUUUGUCUAACCUCAGGCGGUCUGGAGAUUGGAAGGAGCACUACCCAUUGGAGCCUUUCUCUAUAAGACAAGACAAUAUACAACUGCAACAUGCCCUCCAUGUUUGAGAGAACUACCAAGAAAUUGGUCAAAGAGAUCGGAGACCAAGAGCUCAGACCUGUCAAAACCUUGCUGAGCGCCACCAAGAUACACCGGUUUUCUCUAAUACAGAGGAAGAAGGCUCGCUCUUGGUUUUGGCAACGACCUGAUGUCCCACUUGACGCCUCCCUCAUGGACAUCCUUGAACCAGGUUCUUCAGUCCCAGGUAUUGUCAGCCAGGGGCAUAGGAGGCAGGGGCUGCAAAACAAGGGUGCAGGGAGAAGAGAUGCUGCUGUGGUGUCUGUCCUGUUCAGUGACACUGAGGUCUUGAAGCAACAGGCGGCUGGGAGCAUGAAUGCUGGGGCAGAAGUGGGCUUCUCGGGGGAGACUGCUGCGUGUCAAGAGUCCUCCCUGGACAUCCAGAUUGUUAGCACCCCACACGAAACCUGGACAGAGCUUCAGAAGAGGAAACUGCUGGACCCAGAGCCAGCCCUCCUGAAGCAGUGCCGGGAAGCAGGGGUGAAUCUGUAUGUUGUGACCGACACCGUGGAGCUGUGCAACAGCCCUGUGCUGCCGGAUCUCAGCAGCGCGAAUGUCUCAGGGAAAUUCUUCUUCCCUCUGAAUAUUUUUGUCAAGGGUGAAGGACAGGGAGGAGGUCUCAAAGUGAGAGAGAAGAAGCUGAUUGUGCCGAAGGGCUCGGUGCUGGCCUAUACGAGGAAGCAGCUGGUUUUCUAUGGCAGAGAAUGGGGUCCCCCCACUCUCAGCAGCUCACUUCGGGGAGCCACAGAGACCUCCCAGGUUACCCAUACCCCCACGAAAUUCUUCACAUCGGAUAUUCUAAUGAUCAGGAAACCUUUCCAGCAGAAAUUCUUCACAUCGGAUAUUCUAAUGAUCAGGAAACCUUUCCAGCAGAAAUUCUUCACAUCGGAUAUUCUAAUGAUCAGGAAACCUUUCCAGCAGAUGAGUGGAGCAAAGACGAGUUACAAUGUGCUACAUGUCCAUCAGAUGAGUGGAGCAAAGACGAGUUACAAUGUGCUACAUGUCCAUCAGGAUGAUGGUGAUGAUGAUGAUGAUGAUCAGAAAACCUUUUCAGCAGAUUUCAGGCUGCUACAAGAGGAGGUUUCCCAGAACAUAAAAGCGGCCGAGCUCUCAAAGGACAUGCAGGGUGUUGUGUUCUCCAACCUCCUGGCCAUGCUUAAGGACCGUGAGGAUCUUCAGGACUGCAAGCCACUUCAGGACCUCAUGGACAAGCUUGAACAGGAACCCUUUGGUCAUUUGGAUGGCCCUGGUGGCACCAUCCUAACUGAACUGCAAAAGGACUCCUGCCAUCCAGAGGUUGGCUCAAAGUGCCUCAUCCUUUACCUGCUUGAAGCCUUAAUGGUGCUGAGUGACAUCCAACAUGUCCUGCUGGCUCAGUCCAUGGAGAAGAGGAUCCUCCUCCUGCAGAGGGACCUGGUGGGGAGCAUCCUGGAGCCCAACUUCAACUGCUCUGAGAACACUCCCUUUACCCUCCAGCCCGAGCUCCUCGCCCCACUCCAGGGGGAGGGCUUGGCCAUUACCUAUGGGCUGCUGGAUGAGUGUGGCCUGGAGAUGGAGCUGAACAGCCCCAGGUCAACCUGGGACCCGGAAGCCAAGGAGCCCCUGUCUGCCCUCUAUGGGGCCCUCUCCGUGCUGAGCCAGCUGGCUGAGGUCCGAGACCACCUGGGGGGGCAGGCCAAGGGGUCUGUCCAUUCAGACUAGUCAGUCCCCCUCCUGUCGUUUGAUGUAAACACCCCCAAGCUGUUCUCUGUAUCUGAGUCUGUAUCUAUUCCACAAAUAAGGGAUAAGUCUUUGUCUUUGAUUUAUUUCGCUUAGCACAAGACCUUCAAGGUUGGUCCAUGUUGUCACAAACCACAGGCGACUCUGGCUGCUGAGUGGGGGGAUGGGUUGGAAGGUGGGGGCCCACGUGGAUGUAGGGAGAACAUUGAAGGAGUUUCUCUAAUUGCCCAGGCACUCAGUGGUAUAUUUUAAAAGAUCAGUGGUAUAUCUUAAAAGGUAGGAGCUUGAAAAGUAGAUAUAUUUAAUUCUGGUUGAAAUAGAUCCCAGGACUACCUGGGGGAUAUAUAUAUGUAAACUCAUAGGAUCACAUCCUUGUGCUUCUCCUAUUGAAUGACCAUGAUUGGCGCUAUUUUCUAAUGAAUUUAUAAUUUACACCAGAAGGGGGCAGCAUUGACACACAGAAGGAAGCUUGUGAUGGCAGACACUUUCCUUGAUUUGCUUUGGGACUUCAGAGUAAAGGCAGACCCCUCUCUCUGCUCUGCUCUCCCACCUCCCUCCCCCCCCUUUUCCCUUCUCCUUUGAUGCCUCCCUGCUGCAUUUAACGUGGAAUAGGCUGGGAGAAAUGGGUGGGGCAGAGGGGGUCAACACUGGCUUCUUUUUAUAGCCUCUGAACCUUCCUUUUAAACACUGCAUUGGUUGUAUUGAAUAAUCCCCAUAAAGAGCUCUGGGAGGUAAGAGUGAGUUAUGGGGAACUUAGAGCUGUUUCCAGUGUCUCCAGAAACGCCAGCCCUUCUGCCGGGAUUACUAUGGAUUCUGUGGGAAACCUGUUGUCUCAUGCUGAGCCCAGGCAGAAGCUGUGAAGAGCUUGAAUGUCGCUCAGUAAGCAGGGUAUAUAGUUUCUAAAUGAAUUAAGCCAAGCACAGGAACUGUUCAAAAUAUUGCAACCUUGGUCAUCCCAUUGGAAAGCAGGGCUGGUGCAAAUGGUAGGGGGACUUAUAAUCUGAUAGAUAGAGCACCUGCAUUAAUCUGAAAAAUAAUCAUAUCAUUUUAAAUCUUAGAACACAUAUACUAGUACUUAUGUGAAUAGGGGGUUAAGUUGUUCCUAAGUUUCCUUUCCAAGGCCUGUGGGAAGUGAUGGAGGAGGUGACUCAGCUGUGAACCCAGCAAGCAGACCCAAUAAGCAUGGUCAGACCCACCCACCAGGAGUCAAAACAUCAUCUUAUCAACAUCAUUUCAUUACCUGAUGACAAUAGCUUACGUCUGGGGACCUCCAGAGCUGCACAUAGCUGCAUUGCAUCCCCAGCCUCACCCCAGCCCCUUCCCCUGUAUAACCCUGUCCCCCAUUGAAUGCUUGUAAGCACCCUCUCUUCUUGGUUGGCUGGCCUCAAUAAAUGUCUUCUAUGAUUCGA